Messenger RNA from Spea bombifrons (plains spadefoot toad), 1734 nucleotides. RefSeq names its product sphingosine-1-phosphate receptor 5 (gene S1PR5). Gene Ontology annotation, cellular component: membrane. Gene Ontology annotation, molecular function: sphingosine-1-phosphate receptor activity. The transcript has 2 exons. The coding region runs from base 482 to 1636 and encodes 384 amino acids. The record is from RefSeq and is a predicted model, not a curated record. Gene Ontology annotation, biological process: G protein-coupled receptor signaling pathway. Lineage: Eukaryota; Metazoa; Chordata; Amphibia; Anura; Pelobatidae.
CACAGGGGUGUCUGGGAGAUCUCUGCAUUCACAUGUAAUGGGCUGGGCUGCUGCUCGGUGGAGGAGGUCCCAGCCUGAUCUGCUCUCAGACAGGAGCUCGCACUGCCCUGGGAAGGACCCUCCAAACUUACUCCACAAGAAUCUUGAAGUUUUGCGUGGAUUAUGACAUCAGCCAUGGAUUUAUGAAGGAACACUGACACCUAGUGGCGACAACAGGGCAUUGCAGCAGGGCGAAGGCUCUAAUGCAGUUCAACGACAUCUACGCCUCUAUAAGGGGAUUUACUAAAACACAAUAAGCUUCUCCCUUUUUAGAGGCCUGGACUUAUUGUUUGGAAGCGACAGACGCGCUCACUGGGAUCGUUAAACCAUUUCUUUUUGGACUCGAGAUCAGCGGUCGAAUACUUUGCUUUAAAAUGAUCCGGUAGUUGCCUUCGGCUUCGGAUUUUUGGACCGGGAAUAGGGAGUAGGGAAAGAGCGCACCAUGGAUCCUGUAACACACCAAUAUCGACUAAGUCGGUUUUACCGGGAAUAUCAAAACAAUGACAUCAUCUCCCUACACUACAACUAUACAGGAAAGCUAAGCACCAGCAGAUACAAGGGUGGAUUAAAAGCCGAAGCGGUGGUGUUCUUGGUGGUCUGCGUCUUCAUCGUUCUGGAGAACCUCGUGGUCCUCUUAGCCAUCUGGCGCAACAAGAAAUUCCACUCGCCCAUGUUCUACCUUCUUGGGAAUCUCACCCUGUCGGACCUCUUGGCCGGCGUGGCGUAUAUGGUGAACAUUGUGAUGUCCGGCGCCAACACCUUGCGCCUGACGCCUGCCAUGUGGUUCAUUAGGGAGGGAGGCGUCUUCAUCACUUUGACCGCAUCGAUAUUCAGUUUACUUGCUAUAGCAAUCGAACGGCACAUCACCAUGGUCCGUAUGAAGCUUUACAGUGGAGAUAAGAAGGGCCGAAUGGCCCUGCUUGUGGGGGCGAGCUGGCUGGUCGCCAUACUUCUGGGUAUAUUGCCAAUAUUGGGAUGGAACUGCAUCCAGAACCUCCCUUCCUGCUCCACCAUCUUGCCCUUGUAUUCCAAGGAUUACAUCCUUGUCUGCAUCAGUAUCUUCUUGGGCAUCCUCAUCACCAUUGUGGUCCUUUAUCUGCGGAUAUACCGGAUAGUGAAGAACAACAGUCAGAGACUGGGCACCCUGCGAAAGGGCGCCUUGAGGAAGUCCCAAAAGUACAUGGCUCUCCUCAAAACCGUGACCAUCGUCGUCGGCACAUUUAUCGGCUGCUGGCUACCGCUUUUUGUGCUCCUCCUGUUCGAUGUCUCGUGCGAGGUGAAUUCUUGCUCCGUUCUAUUCAAAGCGGACUACUUCCUCGGCUUGGCCAUGAUCAACUCGCUCCUGAACCCUAUCAUCUACACGCUGACCAGCCGUGACAUCAGGAGGGCCAUCCUUAAACUGAUCUGCUUCUUGUGCCUAGCCACGGAAGACGGCGAGACCAGGCGGAGAUUCGGCAUCUUGCCCAUCCUCGAAAGAAGCACCAGUCGGUCCGAGAAGUCAUCCCACAAACACGAAGGUUUGGAGACCACGGUGUCUUCGGGAAAUGGGACUCCGACCCCAGUGAAGCCCCUCGUGUCAAAAACCGCGGCGUAUUAAAACUUUUUUCAGGCACCGCACUGACUCACAGAGACAAACCUAAUAAAACACUUCAUUUUUGGAAGGUCAUAAAUCUAAACUAAAAAAUGCAUCUGCUG